Humulus lupulus (European hop) is the source of this 492-nucleotide messenger RNA. RefSeq lists its product as uncharacterized. Lineage: Eukaryota; Viridiplantae; Streptophyta; Magnoliopsida; Rosales; Cannabaceae. The coding region runs from base 1 to 492 and encodes 163 amino acids. Gene Ontology annotation, molecular function: zinc ion binding; nucleic acid binding. The record is from RefSeq and is a predicted model, not a curated record. The transcript has a single exon.
AUGUUAUCUGCCCUACUCCCUGAAACGAAUGCUACAAUAUCUGACAAUAAUAGUCGUGGUCAUGGUUGUGGCCAUAAUCAAAGUCGUGGACGUGGUCGUGACUAUAAUCAAAGUUGCGGUCGAAACAUUGUUUGGCGUCAUAAUGGUCAGAAUAACAACUCUUAUACUCCAAUGAAAAGCACAACUACUGAGAACAAGGGAAAAGAUCCUCAAAAUAAUAAUUGUAAAAAUUUUGAAAACUUUUGUUUCAGAUGUGGUAUGAAAGAACACUGGUCACGUACCUGUCGUACGGCAAAACACCUUGUUGAUCCUUAUCAAGCAUAUGUGAAGGGGAAGGAGAAAAGUAUAGAAGCAAACUUUGCCUAUCAAGAUGAUGAUCUUUUCAAAGAGCCCUUGGAUAUUACACACUUGGAUGUUACUGAUUUUUUUAAUGAAGAUCCCAUUAAUAGCAACAUAAAUAUCUAUAAUGGAGAUGAGAAUGUCUACAAUUAG